GAUGAUGAAACACAGAUGAACUUCAAUCCAAGAGAAGGUGCUGAAAUACCUACAACUCUCAUCCCAUCACCACCUCGUCAGCAGGAGCAGGACAUUCCCGAAGGAGUCAACCCCACAAGCCCCCAGCGCCAGGAGCAUGGUAGGGACGAAUUUGCUGAGCGGAGGGAGGAACAAAACAUACCGGACAGAGAGGAACAAGAUAGACCACAGCCAGCAAAAAAAAGAACAAGAAAGACAGCUACCUUAGAAAUGGAUUAUGAGCAGACUAUUAUCGCUGGUCAUGUUUACCAGUCAUGGCUCCAGGAUACUUCUCACAUUCUCUGUAGAGGGGAAAAGAGAAAGGUUCAGAUUAGUGAACGCCUUGGCCUUUAAUGUACUCAGGGUGCUCAUGUUGGCCUUACAUCUGGCAUCAUUUUGUAGGUUCG
Camelina sativa (false flax) is the source of this 425-nucleotide messenger RNA. Lineage: Eukaryota; Viridiplantae; Streptophyta; Magnoliopsida; Brassicales; Brassicaceae. The record is from RefSeq and is a predicted model, not a curated record.